GGCACGGGGCUGGCCAUGCCGGGGGAGGCUCGGGCCGCGGCGGCUGGCGGGGGUCCCGGGCGCCCCAGCCAGGAACGUCCCGCUCUGGCGGUGGCGGACGGAAAGUACAGAUAAAAAUGGGAAAAAGGUGUCUUUCCAGACUGACAGUGCUGCCUAAUGCCACAACAGCGAUGCAGUUGGAAGCAUUUCUAUGCGUGAAGGACUGAAUGAAGUAAGAAGUGGUUGCCGUGUGAAGGCAGCAGGGAAAAGACGAAUUGCUAAGGAAUUGGAAGAAAUAACAAGGUUUCACAAAAUGAGGCUGCGAAUCAAUGGAUGGAUGCUAACACUGAGAAGUCAAGGAUUAAAGGUUCUCAAGCGUUUCUGUAGCGUGGACCGCAUCUUAACGCAAGGAAGUGUCUUUCAGACCUCAUGUACAAAAAGUCAAUUCCUCCAGUCCUUUGGUGUUGGCAGUAAAAUGCAAUCAGCAGUGUAGCUAAGGCUUGGUGUUAGCCUCUUUGGUGUGCCCACAGGCAAUUUACUGCCCCUUCACUUGCCAAUCUAAAAUAUGUAGUUUCCUGCAUACUACAGGUAAAUUUUAACAAAGGCAAAAGGGCCUCCAGUCUUUGGAAAGAGUUUGAAGAACUAUUACCUGGAUGUUUCUGAGCGUUGUUCUGCUUCUAGCUGCUCAGCAUGUCUUGGCUGCUCCAGAUCUGCACACUCUGACCAUGAGCAGCAAUUCCUCCCUCAGCAAUGGAAAGGGCCUGAGGAACCUGACCACAGAGGAAGAUGGGGCAGUCAGAGUCACUGAGUCCGUUGCUAUAAUUGUCAUUGCCAUCUUCAUCUGUUUGGGCAACCUGGUGAUUGUUGUCACUCUGUAUCGCAAGUCGUACCUUCUCACCUUGAGCAACAAGUUUGUGUUCAGCCUGACUCUCUCCAACUUUCUACUCUCCGUGCUGGUGCUGCCUUUUGUUGUGACCAGCUCCAUCAGGCGAGAAUGGAUCUUUGGGGUUGUUUGGUGCAAUUUCUCAGCCCUGCUCUACAUGCUGAUCAGCUCAGCCAGCAUGCUCACUCUGGGACUCAUAGCUAUAGAUCGGUACUACGCUGUGCUGUACCCGAUGGUUUAUCCGAUGAAGAUAACGGGCAACAGAGCAGUGGUAGCUCUUGUGUAUGUGUGGCUGCACUCCCUUAUUGGCUGCCUCCCUCCCCUUUUUGGCUGGUCCUCCUUGGAGUUUGACCAAUUCAAGUGGAUGUGUGUGGCAGCCUGGCACAAGGAGGUUGCCUACACGGCCUUUUGGCAGAUCUGGUGUGCACUGUUGCCAUUCGUGGUCAUGAUGAUCUGCUACGGCUUCAUAUUCCGUGUGGCAAGGAUUAAGGCCCGCAAAAUUCACUGUGGGAGUGUUGUCAUUGUGGAGGAGGACUCACAAAGGAAUGGGAGGAAAAACUCCAGCACCUCCACGUCAUCCUCUGGCAGCCGAAGGAACGCUUUCCAAGGGGUUGUUUACUCAGCCAACCAGUGCAAAGCUUUCAUAACCAUCUUGGUUGUCAUUGGGGCUUUUGUCAUUACGUGGGGCCCUUACAUGGUAGUAAUAACAUCAGAGGCACUUUGGGGUAAAAACAGUAUUUCCCCUGCUUUGGAGACAUUGGCUACAUGGCUGUCCUUUUCCAGUGCCAUUUGCCAUCCGCUAAUUUAUGGGCUGUGGAACAAAACGGUGCGCAAGGAACUCCUGGGAAUGUGCUUUGGGGAUCGGCAUUACCGCAAGUCCUUUGUUCAGCAGCACAGGACAUCGAGGCUCUUCAGCAUUUCCAACAGGAUCACAGAUUUGGGACUAUCUCCUCACCUUACUGCCCUCAUGGCAGGUGGGAGGCCAUUGGGAAACAGCAGCAGCACAGGAGAUACAGGUUUCAGCUGCUCACAGGAUUCAGGAACAGAUACAACACUUCUUGAAGAUUAUAGCUCAGAUGGCCCUCAUGCCCCGCACUGCAUCUGUCCUCCUCGAAGGAGGAGUUCAGUGACAUUUGAAGAUGAAGUGGAACAAAUCAAAGGUGAGUGUAGGGAGGCUGCAAAGAAUUCUUUUCUUCAUGUAAAAGCUGAAGUGCAUAAAUCUCUGGACAGUUAUGCAGCCAGUCUGGCCCGAGCUAUAGAAGCUGAUGUGAAACUCAGCCUGUUUGGAGAAGAUGCUUUACCAGGAGCCCUGUUCCCCUCAUGGACUCUGGCAGGAAGCAGUGGGAACAUCCGGCGUGGUGCCAGGCCCCAUGCCAGCCAAAGACUGAAGCUGCAGAGCAUCGAUGAAGGGAACAUUUGACACAAGCACUGGCAUGGGAAAACAGAAUGAAACCACUAAGCAGGUCCUACUUCAGCUGGUAGUGUUUCACCAGAACCAGGACACCUUGUCAGGAUGUUUCCUGUGUUUUUUCACAUAGAAACAGCUGGGUUCUGGUACUUGCAUUAGCAUUUUACAGCAGUGUUUGUUUACUGGUUGGCGUGCUACUGACUCUUCUGCACAUCAUUAUCAUACAGCACAUAAGGAAAGCAGGGCUUAGUUUCAUUGACCACAUCAUUAGUCAGUUUAAUCUUGGGUCCAUUGGCCAAAGCUGAUACAGGAACAAAACAGAAAAGGUAUGUGCAGUGUUUAAUUCAUUGUUACAUCCAUCCUCUUCUGACCACCACGAUAAUCAGCUGAGACUUGAUAGCUGUAGUGCUCUGAUAGGAGCUUGUGCAUUGGAUAAGACAUAAAGCCUUACUCCCAGCUGAACAACGUGGACUUCACUAAAGACAAAACCUGAACUUUUCCCAGCGCUCAUGCAGAUUAUGGUCCUGCUUACCUUUGCUGGGGGAUAUUUCUGUCUGUUCAGCCAUCAGAAUGCCAUAUCUGACAUUGGACUGUGUUUUGCUUCAGCGGCAUGGGACACCAGCUCCUCUGGAUGUAAUGAAUGGGAGUAAACGUGCUGGGAACAGCACAGAGGUGGGAUCGGAGGAAAUCAUUAGUGCAGAAUUCUUGGUUUCUUUGAGGACUUCAGCUCAUGUUUUGCUGUUAUUAAAAGGGCACUCUGUGGCUCUGCUAAACCUGACAGAAUAUAAAUGAGAUAUUAUCACUUCAUAUUCAGGAUUCAUCUUCUAGAGAGAAGACAGUUAGCUGGUUUUUUGGUUUUUUUUUUAAUCAUGAGGGAAUGUAGUAUUUAAGCUGUAGUUACCUCAGUGCUUUUAUUUCUUGGAGUAUUAAUUCAUUAAUCUCAAAAAUAAGAACGUUUGGCACUUAUAUUGCACUUUGCAUGUUCUUAAGCACUGUACAGACAUUACCUUGUUAGGCCUCUGUGAGAGGGUUGAUCAGCCCUGCUUGCCAAAGAAGGAAAACUGAGCACAGCCAAGCGGCUGGCAGUGAAACAAGAUGCAAAGGUGGCAAGUUUUAUAAGGAAAAGAGGGAUGAGGUGGAUCAUUCAAGUAUAUCCAGCUUGAGGAACCUUUCUGUGCCUUUGUGGGCUACCCCCUUCCUUACUUUGUGGCGUUAAAACCCUGCCUUACUGUGUAUGCCAGAGAGAUGUAAGUGAGCAGGAUAAUUCCUUGGGGGUGGGUGUCAGUAGCAAAUGGACUUAAGGACCAAGGGUUUGCGUUUGUUUACUCUGUGUCUGCUCGUCUGUGCCUCUACCUUUCCCCAGAAGUGCUUUGUAUGAGGUUUUGCUGCAGAUUGUUUGGAAAUCAUGAUCAGAAUGUUUCCAUCUGGGUAAAAAUGGGGUGUACACUCAUUGAGUUUUGUCUUUGUAUGACUUACUCAGAGGCACAGAAGCAAAGUGUUAUGAGGCAGAGCCUCGGUCCAGUACUGUAUUUAGAUGUCCUAUUUGUCUUUAUUCCUGACUCAGAGAUGUAUUUCAGCUUAUAUCCAUCUCUGGACAAAGCAACUUGACUUUCUGAACUAGCCUGAAUCCCAUUGUGUUCCCAUGUAAAAUAUAACUGCAUGCUUAAAAUUCA
Messenger RNA from Camarhynchus parvulus, 3943 nucleotides. RefSeq names its product G protein-coupled receptor 161 (gene GPR161). Gene Ontology annotation, biological process: G protein-coupled receptor signaling pathway. NCBI's taxonomy places the organism in Eukaryota, Metazoa, Chordata, Aves, Passeriformes, Thraupidae. The coding region runs from base 633 to 2282 and encodes 549 amino acids. Gene Ontology annotation, cellular component: recycling endosome; membrane. Gene Ontology annotation, molecular function: G protein-coupled receptor activity. The record is from RefSeq and is a predicted model, not a curated record. The transcript is spliced from 8 exons.